AUGGCAUCUGCCAAAGAAAAUGUUCCCCUAGCGCCCCGGACACUGACUCGGCAAACCAGCAGCGCGCGGCCUCCGCCGCCGCGGCGUCCUAAGGUGGUGAAUGGAGCCACCGAGCCAGCGGCGGGCGGCGGCGUCCUCAAGUGCGCGUGCUUCCACCUGCCCGGCCGCUCCAAGAACAAGUCGCUGCGGCCUCCGCCUGCCAUGAAGCUCAGCAGCGCCAGCCGCAGGAGCGCGGUGGCGCCCAAUGACGUGCCUGCUGCUGCGUCGCAGUCCCAGCGCGUCACCUUCCGGGCGUCCGCGUCCCUCUCCACGUGGUGGCCGGCGUCGCCGUCCGCCGCGGCCUCUGCCGGCGGCGCCACCCCCGUUCCUGGCGCCGCCAGCGGUGGCGUCGCGCCGAGGAGGGCGUCGGCGUCGUCGGCACCGCCGCGGAACGCCGCCAACGCCGGCGCCCCGAGGGCGUCGUCGUCGUCCUUCUCGCACUGGCGGCGGUCGCUGUCGUCCCGGGUCGGCGGGCGGGCGUCCUUCUCCUUCCCCACGUCGCCGGCGUCCGCGUCGUCCAGCUGCAUGAGCACGCCCAAGAUACCACAGGGGCAGGGCAGCCAGCAGGGGUAG
Molecule: messenger RNA, 612 nt
Organism: Setaria italica (foxtail millet)
Lineage: Eukaryota; Viridiplantae; Streptophyta; Magnoliopsida; Poales; Poaceae
Exons: 1
Coding region: 1-612 (203 amino acids)
Source: RefSeq, a predicted model, not a curated record